This is a messenger RNA of Vicia faba (fava bean), 651 nucleotides long. The record is from the annotation of a GenBank genome assembly. Lineage: Eukaryota; Viridiplantae; Streptophyta; Magnoliopsida; Fabales; Fabaceae.
AUGUUUUAUCUCAGUAAGAUUGAGCAUAAAUUGACCUUGCCUCCUUCUCUUCUCGCUCUUCCCAUUGGAGAAGCCAUACACACGGAGCUUGAGAGGCUUUUCUUGGAUAAGGGGAGAUUAUUACUGGAAAACUUGUUUCAUCUGAUGCUGAUGGCUUACGCUUAUCCAUUGGAUUCUUUGACGACAUUUACAUUCCUACUCAUCACAUGCCCAAUCCAAACCGCUAUGAACCUGAAAAUAGCAACAAAAACAAAGGCACGUGGUUUUGGGAUUAUGGUGAAGAAAUUGAUUCAUCAUUUAAUAUUAAUUAUACUGACAAGAUCAAAUUCCAAGUUCAAAGUCAACCUUCUUCAACUGCAACAUCACAACAAUAACACUUCAACAAUCUGCUUCACAGCUUCAUCAACAUCACACCUCAGCAACAAUAAGAAAUCUGAAACUCAGAAAGAAGAGGAAGAAAGGAGAUAUAAAGGUAUAAGAACUCGUAUACCUGGAGGGAUCCAAUACCGUGCUUCCCUGAUUUUCUUUCGCGAUAUUGCGGUUUAUCCUAACCUCCCAGAUCCGCCAUGGCAUCCUCCAAAGAAACCUUCGUCUACACCGCCAAGCUCGCCGAACAAGCGGAACGCUACGAAGAAAUGGUCGAAGCGAUGA